AUGAAAGUGCGGCCAGGUCCAGACGGCCUUCAGGCCUUCCUGCGGCAACUGGCGCUCCUGGUGGGCCGCGAUGUGGCCAACGUGAAUUUCGUCUUUCGCUGCCGCUGCCCCGACACGGGCGCCGAGAUCUUCCUGCAGGGGCUUCAAGCCUUCGAGGCCGCCAUGCAUUGCGCCUGCGUGGCGGGUGGAGGAGGAGGAGGAGGUGGCGCAUUGCGUACUCGCCGCGCGCUGGCCCUCACGUCCCCCAUCAAUAUUCCUGAGACCUCCCCUAUGGCUGAAGACUGUAGCGACUCUCUCCUCGCGGCUGCUACAGCCACUGCAUGCAUUGAGGCAGGGCUGCCGGCGUCGCCGCCGCGUCCUUCGCUGCCGCCGGCGUCCAGGUUAUCCCCCCGGGACUCUAAUGGCGUAAUGGUGGCGGCGUCGCCGUCGCGGCCGUCCCCCUGCCCGCGGGCCCUUCAAGUACGGCAGCGGAACAGCCUCCGGUAUUCUUUGCAGGGCCAACAACUGCUUGAGGGGCAACAGCUGUACGGCAUUCACGCGACAUCUCCCCAAAUCGCGUCUAGGGAUCUCCUAGCGAGCGCUGCUGCGCGGGUGCCCGUCGCCUCCGUUCCGGAUGCCGUACAUACCUGCGGCGCCGUAACCGGGCCGGUGCCGUCGGACUGCCCCGGCGACGUCGACGUGGCGACGACGGCAACGGCGGCAGCUCAAGGUACGGCAUUGGCUGUAAUGUCGGCGCCGCUAACGGCGGGCAGCGUCCAAAGUGCUGGUGCCAGUGGCGGCGGGAUCGGCGGCGGCUCUGGAAGCGUGGGCGACGGCGGCGCCAUUGACAGCGUUGGCGGCGGGGGCGCCACUGACAGCGGCCAGGAUGCUGUUAAUCUGGACUGCAACGGCGGCGGCGGUAGCGGCAAGGUGGCAGCAGUGCUGGUCGCUUUCAAGGCCCUUAAGAACGUGUUUGUACGGCGGCUUGGUCGCAAGACGUCGGGACCUAAGUGA
Volvox carteri f. nagariensis is the source of this 993-nucleotide messenger RNA. RefSeq lists its product as uncharacterized. Lineage: Eukaryota; Viridiplantae; Chlorophyta; Chlorophyceae; Chlamydomonadales; Volvocaceae. The transcript has 4 exons. Bases 1 to 993 code for a protein of 330 amino acids. The record is from RefSeq and is a predicted model, not a curated record.